Messenger RNA from Drosophila simulans, 2981 nucleotides. RefSeq names its product Alstrom syndrome protein 1 homolog a-like. The record is from RefSeq and is a predicted model, not a curated record. NCBI's taxonomy places the organism in Eukaryota, Metazoa, Arthropoda, Insecta, Diptera, Drosophilidae. Bases 91 to 2874 code for a protein of 927 amino acids. The transcript is spliced from 5 exons.
UAUCAGGUGGUUUAAUUUGUUUUCGAAUGAUUCUAGCGUCACAUCAAACUAGUCACGUCAAACUCUCUGGCGAACUGGCAUGUAGCAGGGAUGAUUGAAACAGUCCGAAAGGUGAAGAAGUUCGGUUACCGACAUAACAGACCGCCGAAGUCAACCCGCGUUCAUCCACUACCCAGGGAUUAUUAUAUCAACGGAAUGGCCGCGGCCCGCGAAUGGGAGCGAUUCUAUUCCCAUUCGAAGGCGGCAAGCAGUGGAGCCAGUGGCAGCACCCACAGUUGUGCCUUGGGAUCAGUCCGGCCGCCAGGAUGUGCCUUCAUGGAACGUGAAUCGCGACCAGAAUCUGGCCACAGGCGUCGUACGAAGUGCAGCGAUCAUCCUCCCCGGGAACGAUCAGUCUCACCACCACCCAGUAAGCACACAAUCAGUCAGUUCCCAUCACCGAAAUCACAAGUAACUCAGGCAAAACCGGAUGAAUACACUAUAAUUCCUAUUGUAUUGGCCAGUAGCCCCAGUUUUCGUUCCGUAGCAGUCACCCAAACAAUGUCCCAAUCCGCGGAAGACAUACGCACACCUACCAAGUCGCCCCAGAUGCAAAACAAAAAAACGCAGACACCAGAGUCUGUCCUUAAGUCACACAAACGCCUGGAGUGGGAUCCUGCUGCCGAUGUGGGCUACUGCAAGAGGGCAAUGUCCAUGAGUAACAUCAGCACGCUGGAGCGAUCCAUCCUGGAGGAUUGCGGCUGGCGUCAGCCAACAGAGCAGCGACCCGAGGCGACUUUGGAUGGAGUGCAUCCCCAUGAAGCCGAGGAGUCUCUAAACUCUAGAAUGGAAAGUUCAGUGAGCUCCAAUAAAGGGGAUUCUAGGAAGAAGUGCAAACGUAAAUCCAGGAGACAGAAUUUCGAAGUUAGCUCUUGUCAGACAGACUCUCAUCAUCCGGAAAGGGAACAGCAAGGAAUUCAGAAACUCACGAGGGACCAAAGGAAAGCUAUACCGGCUCAGUUCGAGAAGAUUCGGGGCAAUAGGCUGCAUGUGAACAAAGGGAACCAGCAGCCCGAGAACCCUGUAGUAAAUCCCUCCACCGGCGUCACCGCCUCCACAUCAUCCACCUCGUUAGACAUUGGAUCCGGUAGUAGACCGCGAGGGGAACUGGAUCUAGGUAUCGAUUUGGUCUGUUCUUUGGUAAGAUCUCGCAGCCUCAGCCAGGGACAGAAGAAGAAACUCGUCCGGGAUAUAGCCAGGCGUAUCUCCUGUCUGGAACUGACCGAAUCCAGUACUAGUUUGCGUUCCCUGAGCAUCAGCAGCAAGGAGCAGUUGAAGGUGCCUACAGGUUCUCUGCAGCAAGUUGCGCCCACCAGUACGAACCAUUCCAGUUCGAAAGGCUCAUCCAAAGCUGAACGCAUUGCUCUACCAGUUCCCGCUCCACGAAAGCGAACGGUUAUCGGAACAUCUUCGCCACUGCCUGAAAGCUUAUCGUACAGUGGCUCAACCAGUGGCUCAGGCGAGGUGAUCACCCAGAAGACCAAUGUACCGACUCGCGCUGCCUCAACGGAUGCAGAUAUUGAGCCUUUGAACUUGAAGGAUUGGCUGAAUCCCAUGACCCUGAGUGAAAUAGAGUUCGAAGAGCGUUUGAAAGGAGGCAGGGAUUCGGAGCGAAGGAGACAGCUCCACUGGUUCAAAACAGAGGAAUAUCAUCUGCGAAAAGGAAUGGCAGCUGAAGCAGUUGAAGAGAUGGAAAUUUCGGGAACAGCAACAACACCUCCUCCCCCAGUGAGAAUUGAAUCGGUUGGAGCCAACUCUGAUCCUUCCGCACUGCAAGCACCGCCGCCGACACAACCACCACCACUACCUCCUGAAAAGAUGGCCACACCUUUACUUGUCUCGAGUAGCUCCACAAGUGGAGGCGCUCGCAGCGAAAGUGUCUGCUCCUUUGUCCAUUAUCAGACCGAGGAGCUGGAACAGUUUGUAUUGCUCCAGCAACAGAAACUUUACCAGCUGCAGAAGCAGCUGAACCAGCAAAAAGAUAUUUUAAUACAGAGGCAGCAACAUUGUGGUCAGUGUGCUCAAUGUGGUCACCAGCGGACUUGUGUUCAUCAGCAGCAUUGCCCGAAAUUUCAGAGGCGUCAACAGGAAGCACAGGAUCAGCAAGAUGAACGAGAGCAAUAUAUGCAGAUGCAGUACGCCCAGGCGGCGGGAAGUGCCUAUGCCACUCCACUCCAGAUUGGUAGCUCAGGCGCGGAUAAGAAUGAAGACAUAUACUACCAGGUCCUCAACUCUCAGGGAGUAGCAACUGCAACUAAUGGAGCAGGAGGCUCGGCCAUCACCACUCAUCAGUAUGAUGAUGUGGCAUGUCAGCGGGUGCGAAGGGGGCACAAGGAGACCAGGAUGAAUGCAGAGAGCAUGCGUCCGCGUGCCAUAUCCUAUGUCAUUCAGUUUACGCCGACGGGCAGCAGUGAGGUGCUUGGGGAAAUGCCCUCCCUGCAGGAUCAACUGCAGCUGGCUCGUCCCGAAUUCUGUGCCAAUGCCAAGCAGCGCAACGCCAUACUUAAUGAGAUGCAGAUGAUUCGCAAUGUUCGACGCCAGGAGCUGGACAAUGUUUUGAACCAGAGUCCCAGCAUGGAGGCGCUGAACAGGCAUCUGGAUCAGCUGCCUCCACCAGCCAUUUCUCGCGUAAGGUUAUUUACCACCAGGGAAAUGAAGGCGAUAACCUCCAAACGCUGCAAAAAUUUGCCGGAAGUGUUGGCCGCCCAAAGUCGCCAGCAGGAGGAGCGCAGACGUCGCUCCAAUCGUUUGAUGCGCGAUGUCUUCAACAAGAGCCUCAAGAGUCGCGUGGCCAGCGGGAAGAUAUCGCUGAAUCACAGCGUGGCAAUCAUCUAGAGAAGAUCGAAUAAGGAUUUCCCCACUGCCGAAAUGACACCUACAAGUUAUAGUUGUUCAUUAUUAUGCUUUUGCCACUGCUAGGCUUUGUAUUUUUCUAUUUUUUU